Molecule: messenger RNA, 1578 nt
Organism: Triticum aestivum (bread wheat)
Lineage: Eukaryota; Viridiplantae; Streptophyta; Magnoliopsida; Poales; Poaceae
Product: ethylene-responsive transcription factor ERF034
Exons: 2
Coding region: 1-1290 (429 amino acids)
Biological process (GO): regulation of DNA-templated transcription
Molecular function (GO): DNA-binding transcription factor activity; DNA binding
Source: RefSeq, a predicted model, not a curated record
AUGGUGCCCAAGAAGAAGCCCGGUCCUUCGACUCACCCAUCCACCUCGAAGGCUCCACCGCCCACGGCCUCCAACACUGCGGGGGGUGCGGAGGCGCACGAGGACGCAGACGCUGCUGGGGAAGUGGUCGGGGUAGGGGGCGCCAUAACCACUUCUCCCGCGGCCGGUGCAGGAGCAGGAGACACCAGAGGAGAGCAACAUCGACAACACCCCGACGGCCACGCUCUCCAAGGUGCGGGUGAGGGAGCCACUCCAUCUGUGCCCUUCUCCCCCACCGAUGGGCACAGUCACAGCAACAACGUUCGGACCGGGGCGACUGCCGCCCUCCGACCGCUCCCGCGACGGGUGCGGUCGUCGCACGUGCGCCUCCCCCAGGACAGGCCGACCAAGCCGCUGCGCCCGACGGAGCCGCUGGCCCUCAAGCGCCUUCGCCACACCACGCCCAGGUGGUCGCCCCGCAGCAGCAGCGGGGGCGCAGUACUACCGCCGCUGGCACUAUCAGGAGCCGAGCGACGAAACCUCCCAGUGCCUUGCCUCGCAUCCCACCGCAACACACCACUCACCUCCUCACGCUCUCGCCCAUCACUCCCCAACAACAACUCCACCACCACAGUAUCAUCAGCCGUGGGCGCCACGGAGGAUUCCUCCUCCGGCUCCGAGACCACCACGUCGUCCUCGGUGGAGGCCCUGGCCUCGCCGCCGUCCCCGACGGCCACCACCGCGUCGUCCAAGAAGAAGCGGCCGCGCAACGACGGGCGGCACCCGACGUACCGCGGGGUGCGCAUGCGGAGCUGGGGCAAGUGGGUGUCGGAGAUUCGGGAGCCCCGCAAGAAGUCGCGCAUCUGGCUCGGCACCUUCGCCACGGCGGAGAUGGCGGCGCGCGCGCACGACGUGGCCGCCCUCGCCAUCAAGGGCCGUGCCGCGCACCUCAACUUCCCCGACCUCGCCCACGAGCUCCCGCGCCCGGCCACCGCCGCGCCCAAAGACGUCCAGGCGGCCGCCGCACUCGCCGCCUCCGCCGACUUCCCGGCCUCUGCCACUGCAGCUGCCAAUGCCGGCGCCAAGAAUCCCGACGGCCCGGAACCCAGCGCCGCCUCCGCCUCUGCCUCGCCGCCGCCGGACACCGCUGAGGAUGCGCUGUUCGACCUCCCCGACCUCCUCUUCGACCUCAGACACGGCCCUCCGUCCUGCCAGCUCUCGUGCGCCUCCUCGUGGGACGACGACGUGGCCUUCGCCGGCGCCGGCGCCGGCGUGUUCCGCCUGGAGGAGCCGCUGCAGUGGGAGUACUAAAUCCAGACGCCAACUCGCUCAGUCACCGGUGUCAUCAAACCGCGCCGCCGCUGCAUGCAUGUAUGGCUCGUAGGUGCUCGUUACCACAUCGGGCCGGAAAUCAUUUCGAAACCAUUGGAGAACCAAAAGAAGGAAGCAAAACCACUGGAGUACUACUAAAUUUAGGAGUGAGACCAUGUACAAAUUGGGGUUAGCCUUGUGUUCUUUAUCGUAUUUGCUUUGCGUGGAUUGUGGGGCAAGAAUAUGUUUGUGUGUGCAAUUAACAACACCGCAUCUCCUUUUUUCUUC